AUCCGCGGUGAGCGCCCGCGUUACGGUACGCAGGGCUGCCAUUUCCUGCAUAAUAAUCGGAAGUAGGUGUGUGUGCAUCAUGGGAUAGACACACUCCACUUCCUUUUCCGGUUUGAACCGUUCAACAUGGGUUACCGCGGACGUAGAAAGUCGCUGAAGCGCGUGGCAGCACCGAAGUCAUGGAUGUUGGAUAAACUGAGUGGCAACUUUGCUCCCAAGCCGAGCCCUGGCCCACACAAAUCUCGAGAAAGUCUCCCUUUGGCAGUGCUUCUUCGCAAUCGCUUGAAGUACGCUCUUACAUAUGAUGAAUGCCAGAAGAUUACCAUGCAACGUCUUAUCAAGAUUGACUCAAAAGUGAGAACUGAUAGGACGUUCCCCUGUGGAUUCAUGGAUGUUGUGUCCAUUGAGAGGACAAAUGACUUCUUUCGCAUCCUGUACGAUGUAAAGGGUCGCUUUGCUGUGCACCGCAUCAAGGCAGAAGAAGCCAAGUACAAACUGUGCCGCGUGAACCGUCUGAUGGUUGGUCCUAAAGGUGUGCCAUUUUUGGUAACCCAUGAUGGCAGAACUAUUCGCUAUCAUGAUCCUCUGAUCAAAGUGAAUGACACAGUCAUGGUGGAUUUGGCCACUGGAAAGAUCAAGGACUUUAUCAAGUUUGACUCUGGCAAUCUGGUGAUGGUGACAGGUGGGCACAACCUUGGGCGAGUUGGAACACUCACCCAUAGAGAAAGGCACCCUGGUAGCUUUGACAUUGUUCACAUCAAAGAUGCUCUUGGACAUACCUUUGCAACAAGAUUGUCUUACGUGUUUAUCAUCGGCAAAGGAGCUAAGCCAUGGAUUUCUCUUCCAAAAGGCAAAGGGGUUCGCUUGACCAUUGCUGAGGAGCGCGAUAGGAGGCUUGCAGCCAAAACCCAGUAAAUGUCUGCACACUGAAGUGCAAAACUAGAACUGUUGAUUGCUUCUCGUAUGAAUUAAAAUUGAGAAGACUG
Pomacea canaliculata is the source of this 986-nucleotide messenger RNA. Its product is annotated as 40S ribosomal protein S4-like. The coding region runs from base 127 to 915 and encodes 262 amino acids. The transcript is spliced from 7 exons. Lineage: Eukaryota; Metazoa; Mollusca; Gastropoda; Architaenioglossa; Ampullariidae. The record is from RefSeq and is a predicted model, not a curated record. Gene Ontology annotation, biological process: translation. Gene Ontology annotation, molecular function: RNA binding; structural constituent of ribosome. Gene Ontology annotation, cellular component: ribosome; cytosolic small ribosomal subunit.